UUGGCAUGGUCCUGUGGCCAGAUUGGGGCAACCCUCAAUGUGGCAUAGGAAGCCUGACCAAUGUCUUUGAGGAAUGGAGGACCCAGGAAGCCCCAGCCAAUUGCUCUCAGCAACUCAACUAGCUGCCUAACGCCCGUGGCUUAUGGGGCACUGUCCCGCCCAGUUCCGCUAAGAUGCUCCUAGCCUCUCCCUCCACCCCAUCCAGGGGACGGACCCCCAGCGCGGUGGAGAGGCUGGAGGCCGACAAAGCCAAGUAUGUCAAGACGCAUCAGGUGAUAGCGCGACGCCAGGAGCCAGCCCUGCGUGGGGGUCCUGGGCCGCUCAUGCCGCACCCCUGCAAUGAGCUGGGGGGCUCUGCAUCUCCCAGGACGCCCAGGACGGCCCGCCGGGGUAGCGGCCGGCGGCUGCCAAGGCCGGACUCCCUCAUCUUCUACCGCCAGAAGCGGGACUGCAAGGCUCUGGUGAACAAAGAGAACGCCAAGGGCCAGGGGCUGGUGCGACGCCUCUUCCUGGGCGCCCCCCGAGACGCCUCCUCGAGCAGCCCGGGCCCAACGGAGCGACCUGCGGCUACAGGAGGUUGGGCCGCACCCCAAGAUGCCCCGGAAGCGGCGGGCAAGCGGGCGCUGUGCCCCACGUGCUCGCUGCCCCUGUCGGAAAAGGAGCGCUUCUUCAACUACUGCGGCCUGGAACGCGCGCUGGUGGAGGUGCUGGGUGCCGAGCGCUUCUCUCCGCAGAGCUGGGGCGCGGACGCCAGCCCCCCGCCUGGAACGUCGCCGCCGCCUGGCUCCGGGGACACCAGCGACUGGACAUCCAGCGAAGGCGGCGCGGAUCGCUCAGAUCACGCCGGCGGCGGCGGCGGCUCGGAGGCAGCGGGAUCGGCGCGGGACGGGCGCCCCCCGGUGUCGGUGGUGGAGCGCAACGCGCGCGUCAUCCAGUGGCUGUACGGCUGCCAGCGCGCCCGCAGCCCGCCGCGCGAGUCUGAGGUGUGACCGCGGCCGCUCGGGAGCGGGCUCCCGAGGAGUCUGGUAUCUGGGGAAGGUCCGGGGGUGAGCGCUGGGCUGGGCCCGGGCACCCGCAGGGACGCCCUGCCUCUGGCGCGCAGGUGGCCUUUGGGCAAGCCCCUCCUCCCCCCUCUGGAUCUGGGCUCCCCCAAGCAACCGUGGGGGCCUGGGCCCUUCCCGGUGCGGACAGCGGAGGCGGAGGAGGCCUCCGCGUGGCCCCUGUGGAGGCCGGGUCCGGGGAGUGAAGGCUGGGCUGAGAAUUCAGAGAACCUGCUGAAUAAAGGCAAA
This is a messenger RNA of Eptesicus fuscus (big brown bat), 1289 nucleotides long. It is a transcript of the gene FAM110D, whose product is annotated as family with sequence similarity 110 member D. Bases 174 to 989 code for a protein of 271 amino acids. The transcript is spliced from 2 exons. Lineage: Eukaryota; Metazoa; Chordata; Mammalia; Chiroptera; Vespertilionidae. The record is from RefSeq and is a predicted model, not a curated record.